This is a messenger RNA of Neltuma alba, 1241 nucleotides long. RefSeq lists its product as uncharacterized. The record is from RefSeq and is a predicted model, not a curated record. The coding region runs from base 151 to 861 and encodes 236 amino acids. Lineage: Eukaryota; Viridiplantae; Streptophyta; Magnoliopsida; Fabales; Fabaceae. The transcript has 4 exons.
CCAUCACCCCAUCACCAUUCUACCGCCCCUUCCUUCUUCUACCCCAUUAACCCCCUUUUCUCCUUCAAACCUCUCUCUCACCCCCUCAUUCAUAUCCCUCUUCACUCUCUCUCACAUUCAUCGAAUCCUCUUCUUUCUCGCUUACCAGUCAUGGCCUUCGAAGCUCACCACGACACCACUGUCAUGGAAAUCAAGCCCAAGAACAGAAGAAUCAUGGCUGCUGGAGGUCCUGAUGGCGAGGACAACAGGUGGCCGCCAUGGUUGAAGCCUCUGCUCAAAGAGAGCUUCUUUGUUCCAUGCCAGGAGCACGCUGAUUCUCACAAGAGCGAAUGCAAUAUGUAUUGUCUGGAUUGUAUGAACGGCGCUCUCUGCUCUCUCUGCCUCGCGGACCACAGAGACCAUCGUGUUAUACAGAUAAGGAGGUCUUCCUACCACGAUGUGAUUAGAGUCAAUGAGAUUCAGAAGGUUCUCGACAUAUCCGGCGUUCAGACCUACAUUAUCAACAGCGCAAGGGUGGUGUUCUUGAACGAGAGGCCUCAGCCUAGGCCCGGAAAGGGCGUCACCAACACUUGCGAAGUCUGCGAGCGUAGCCUCCUCGAUUCCUAUCGAUUCUGUUCUCUGGGCUGCAAGAUUAAGGGGACAUCGAGGGAUUUCCAGAAGAAGAAAAGGUCGGCGGCAUUAGCAUCGGAGUCAGAGGAUUCAUACAGCAGCAGCAGCAGCCACAGCCGGCGCAGGAACAGUAAAGUUCAGAGCUUCACACCGUCGACGCCGCCGCCGACUUCGGGGAAUCACAGGGCGGCCAAGAGAAGAAAGGGGAUACCUCACAGGGCCCCAAUGGGAGGACUAAUCAUAGAAUACUAGACUAGAUACUCUGUGAGUAUUUUAGUUUAUUUGCAGUAAUGCCCCUGACAGGGGGGCCGGAAUCGGGGACUCUGAUAUAUCCCCCCUCUGGUAUUUUGGUUUGGCUUUUCUAGUGGCUUCUAGUUCUCUGUAUAUACAAGAUCCAAAUAGGUUGAGAGGAAGAUAAAAGGAAAGGCAGACAAUACGCUAAGCUAUAUGUGAAAUACGGUUUGGUGAGGCAGGAAAACUGGUAUAGGUUGGGUCUCUAGGUCAAAAUAUGCGGAACUAUUGGGGUCGGAAUGUAAAUAGUGGAUGUUCAAUGUCUAUAGUCUAAUAAUCUAUAUAUGGAAUGGUGGAAUAAGAAGUUUUAUGUAUCUUGAUAUCAUAAUUCCCUUGGCAGU